AUGCCUUCGCAAAGCUCAUCUAAUCAGCCCUCUAGCGGUAGCAAUAACAGCUCAGGAAGCGGAAAGGCCCCCACCCAUUAUGGAGUCGUCAAGGAGGGCUGGGGUGAUCGUUCCACCUUCCAGGCCAGCCAUGGCCUCAAGAUGGACCCCUCAGGCAUCGAAGAAGGGAACUUGAUCCUGGACGGCUAUAUUCAGGCCGGUAAAGACGCUUGGAGCAGUGGCAAGAAGUAA
This is a messenger RNA of Clonostachys rhizophaga, 231 nucleotides long. NCBI's taxonomy places the organism in Eukaryota, Fungi, Ascomycota, Sordariomycetes, Hypocreales, Bionectriaceae. The record is from the annotation of a GenBank genome assembly.